ACAGCUACUCGUUUGCAAUAACCGUUCGUUUCCCCUCGUCCCGAUGCUUGCUUGUUAGCUGUUUAAGCAUUCGGCGUACUCGAAAAUUCACAAGAAGAAGAAAAAAAUUUGAUUCUCCGUUCAACUCCCCUGGUUCGGUUAGAAUUGACUAUAUAAAUGCACGUUCUGAAUUUGACGCAGUCAAUGCUUACUAUAACGAGGGAUGUUCUUACCAUAUAAAUGAAAGAGGAAAUCCUUAACAUUGGCUAUUUGAAGUUAAGACUUGAAGCUUGAUUAUUGAAGGGCGAGGGAGCAAACUAUAGAAAACCUUUCUGGAAAAAAUGCAAAUUCGGCUCAGCAAACCAGCUAGUGAAGGUGUUGCAGGUACAAAGUCCUUGCCUGAAGAAACUGUGACUGUUGCAUGUCCCGAUCACCUUGUCCUAGCUGAUCUUCCUGUAGCUAAGAGCCUUGGUUCAGCUAGUGAGACUGCUCUUCUCAAGAAUGUUGGUCGCAGAUCCCGUCGUCAGCUUGGUGACAGGGUUCAUUUUUGUGUCCGUUGCGACUUUCCUAUUGCUAUUUAUGGGCGUCUGAGCCCUUGUGAACAUGCUUUCUGUUUGGACUGUGCUAGGAGUGAUUCUAUCUGCUACCUCUGUGAUGAACGCAUUCAAAAGAUUCAGACAAUCAAAAUGAUGGAAGGAAUUUUUGUUUGUGCUGCCCCUCACUGUCUCAAGACCUUCCUAAAUAAGACUGAAUUUAAGUCGCAUAUUAAUGAGAAUCAUGCUAACCUUCAUUCAAUAAGGGAAAUAGAAGGAAAUGAGUCCGAGGCUACCAGUGUCCGAAAAUCUUCAGCUUCAGAUUCCACAGUUCAAGCACCAUUAAGGCCAGGUUUUCCCUCUAGUUCGAGUUUCCAGGUCCAUGACCAACCAUCUCCAAGGCCUGUCAUGCCAGUGCCACCUUUUCCUGGACAGAUCCUAAAUCAUCCAUCAGAACUACAACCUGAGAAUAACCAAGCCCAAAUGUUUGAGAGGCCUGUCCCGCUGAACCAGUUUCCUCAGCAAGCUUUUGACUCAUUGGGUGGACUGCAGCCAAACCCAGUGCCAAUCAAUCCUGUUCCAGCUCCCCCUCAAUUUGGUUAUGCUCCUUAUGCACCUACUGGAACGCAACAAUUCUAUGGAGGUCCCUACGAUAUGCCUAGGCCAGAUUCAACACCAGAGGUUGGGUCUGAACAGGGUCCAUUGAUAGGUUUCCCGCAGGGUCCUGCUGGAGCAAUGAAUUUCGCAGAAAAUUAUCCUCGGCCCUGGAAUUUGGGUCCUGCUGGGCCUUUUGAACCUCCUCUGGUAGGUCAAGGUGAAUAUGGUCGGAGUAUGGGGGUUUCACCUUCAAACCUCCCUCCUUCAGCCAGUAAAGGGAUGGAACAUGGGCAGGGUGGAAAUUUUGUGGACCCGAGGGAAGGCAAGGUAAUGAUAGCCCCACAACCCAUGUCCCUUCCGCCACCGCCACCGCCACCGCCGCCGCCGCCACCUAUGCCUCCAACCCACUUAUCACAGCUUCAACGAGGCAGAUCGUACUAUGGUGAGGCUAGCCAUGAUGGUUCACCGGGCUUUGGGUGGCAGCAUGAGAAACGUGAUAGCUUCGGAAGUGGCCAGGAUUAGUGAAUCUACUUUGUUCUUCCCCUAGCAGCAUGCUGAUAUUGUCGUGGCUCAUUAGCGGGUUUUGUUUAAAAAAAAAAAAAAAAAAAAAAAUUAUGUUGUGUUCGACCAUUAUCACAUGUUGCAUGUUUUUCUUGAUGUUGUUUGUAGAUGCUAAAUGAAUUGUGUUUUAGAAAAGGAUUUGAUUUCCUAAUAUCGAUAUAUAAAAAAUUUGUCAUGGCUGGUGGAUUA
This is a messenger RNA of Olea europaea var. sylvestris, 1859 nucleotides long. RefSeq names its product E3 ubiquitin-protein ligase Hakai-like. Gene Ontology annotation, biological process: protein ubiquitination; regulation of cell adhesion. Gene Ontology annotation, molecular function: ubiquitin protein ligase activity. The transcript has 6 exons. Lineage: Eukaryota; Viridiplantae; Streptophyta; Magnoliopsida; Lamiales; Oleaceae. The coding region runs from base 321 to 1631 and encodes 436 amino acids. The record is from RefSeq and is a predicted model, not a curated record.